UCUUGGAUGUGCGGAGUGAUUGUUUAGCGAGAAGAUUUUUUUUUUAUUUAGAAAAAUAGCCUUUGUACUGAAACGUGGUAGAUUUAACGGAGUUGGAAAACCGAGGAAAGAAAUCCUAACUCGGGAAAAUCCAGUAAAAGAAGGCAUGAAGACAUCAUCCUAGUCAUCAGUCAUGGCCGAUAAAAGGAAACUACAAGGUGAAAUAGAUCGAUGUCUGAAAAAAGUAGCGGAAGGAGUCGAACAGUUUGAAGACAUUUGGCAAAAGGGCAAGAUUUGGAGAAGUGAAGGACAUCUAUCCAAACUUCACAAUGCAGCGAACGCAAAUCAGAAGGAGAAAUAUGAAGCAGACCUCAAGAAAGAGAUUAAAAAGCUACAGCGUCUUCGAGACCAGAUCAAGACGUGGGUGGCUUCCAACGAGAUCAAAGACAAAAGACAGCUAGUAGAGAACCGCAAACUCAUAGAAACGGUCAUAUAA
Messenger RNA from Notothenia coriiceps (black rockcod), 475 nucleotides. RefSeq names its product CCR4-NOT transcription complex subunit 3-like. The record is from RefSeq and is a predicted model, not a curated record. Gene Ontology annotation, biological process: regulation of DNA-templated transcription. The transcript is spliced from 7 exons. Bases 173 to 475 code for a protein of 100 amino acids. Lineage: Eukaryota; Metazoa; Chordata; Actinopteri; Perciformes; Nototheniidae. Gene Ontology annotation, cellular component: nucleus; CCR4-NOT core complex.